CAUUUUGCACUGACUAGCCUCUAUCGCAAAUAAAGAAACAAUGGCGACGGCGGCGACUGCAGCGGGCGGAACGGGCUCCGGAGGACCAUCAGCCGGCCAAGCGGGCGCAGGUGCUUCGAUCGGACGGAAAAAAGAUGGAGGACCUUCUUCUAAAUUCUGGGAGAGCUCGGAAACGGUGUCCCAGCUGGAGACGGUUCGCCUGUGGAUCGGGAAACAUUACAAGAAGUAUGUCCAAACUGACUCUCCUACAAGCAAAUCUUUGACUGCACUGGUGGUGCAGUUGCUGCAGUUUCAGGAGGAUGCAUUUGGGCGUAGGGUCAGCAAUCCUGCUCUCACCAAGCUACCUGCCAAAAUCUUUCUGGAUUUCAAACCUGGAGGAGCACUUUGCCACAUUCUUGGAUCUGCCUAUAAGUUCAAGAGCGAGCAGGGCUGGAGGAGGUUUGAUCUGCAAAACCCGUCCAGAAUGGACAGAAAUGUUGAGAUGUUUAUGACUAUUGAAAAGACUCUUGUUCAGAACAACUCUUUGACUCGACCAAUUGUGUAUAUUGUGUCUGAUGUGGAGCAAAAGCAAGUCAGUAAACUCAAAGACAUCAUCAAGAGACAUCAGGGAACCAUCACUGAAGAUAAGUUGAAGGCCACUCAUAUCAUUUACCCCUCCCCAGCCCAGCUGGAAGAAGAGGAAUGGCUGCGUCCUGUUAUGCGCAAAGACAAGCAGGUGCUGGUUCACUGGGGCAAUUAUCCUGACAGUUAUGACACAUGGGUAUCAACAAGUGACAUUGAUGGAGAUGUUGAGGAUCCACCAAGCUCUGAGAAACCAUGGAGGGUGCAUGCUAAAUGGGUCGUCGACACAGAUGCUUUCAACGAGUGGAUGAAUGAGGAAGAUUAUGAGGUGGAUGAAAACAAAAAGCCUGUUAGUUUUCGCCAGCGGAUCUUCCCAGGGGAAGAAGUGUCUUCCCGUACACCCGAUCGCAAGGAACGAAAGUCCCUGGUUGCUGGCAAGAAGAGGAGACGCUCUCCCUCCCCACCCAGCACCCCUGCGGAGUCUCGCAAAAAGGGCAAGAAAGGGAAUCCUGGAUCACAGUGGAGGCGCCGUGGACAUCAAAAUGAUGAUGAGCAAGAUGAAGACCUCACGAAGGACCUGGAAGAUCCCUCCCCUGUGCCAGGAAUGGAAGAGGUUACACUGUCAAAAAAUGUCAAUCAAAAAAAGGACAAUGAGAACACACCAGUAAAGGGCGGAACAGUUGCUGAUUUGGAUGACCAGGAAUAUGAUUCUGUAGCAUCUGGUGGCAAGGAUGAUGAAGAACAGGGCAAAACAGAGGUCAAUCGUCUGAUCGACUCGGAGGACAAUGUGACUGAGCAAACUCAUCACAUCAUUAUCCCCAGCUAUGCCGCAUGGUUCGACUACAACAGUAUACAUGAAAUUGAGAGGCGUGCCCUGCCAGAGUUCUUCAAUGGCAAAAACAAAUCUAAGACUCCAGAGAUAUAUCUGGCUUAUCGGAACUUCAUGAUUGACACAUACCGGCUGAAUCCUCAAGAGUACUUGACCUCCACCUCCUGCAGGAGGAACCUCACUGGAGAUGUGUGUGCUGUCAUGAGGGUGCAUGCUUUCUUGGAGCAGUGGGGACUGGUAAACUACCAGGUUGAUGCAGAGAGCAGACCCCUCCCUAUGGGCCCUCCACCAACCCCACACUUUAACGUACUAGCUGAUACUCCCUCCGGCUUGGUGCCGCUGCACCACCGCCCUCCUCAGGUUCCCUCUGCACAGCAGAUGCUGAACUUCCCAGAAAAGGACAAAGACAAGCCAACUGACCUGCAGAACUUCGGCCUCCGUUCAGAUGUAUACACAAAGAAGAAUCCCAAGGGUAAAGGAGCCGCUGGUGGCAGAGAGUGGACUGAACAAGAAACUUUGCUUCUGUUGGAGGCUCUGGAGAUGUAUAAGGAUGACUGGAACAAGGUUUCAGAGCACGUGGGCAGCCGUACGCAGGAUGAGUGCAUCUUGCAUUUCCUGCGGCUGCCCAUAGAGGAUCCAUACCUGGAGAGUUCUGAAGCCUCGCUAGGUCCUCUGGCUUACCAGCCGAUACCCUUCAGCCAAUCAGGAAAUCCUGUCAUGAGCACUGUUGCAUUCCUCGCCUCUGUGGUCGACCCACGUGUGGCAGCUGCUGCUGCAAAGGCAGCUCUGGAGGAGUUCUCCCGUGUGCGUGAGGAGGUGCCAAUGGAGCUGGUGGAGGCGCAUGUAAAGAAGGUGCAGGAGGCAGCACGCAACACAGGAAAAGUGGACCCUGCAUUUGGCCUUGAGAGCAGUGGCAUUGCUGGCACCGCACCUGAGGAGCCAGAGAAGACAGAAACGACAGAGACAGAGAAGAUGGAAUCAGACUCUGACUCCCAGCAGCCUGAUAAGGCAGAGUCAAAGGAUGAAGCAGAGAAGCCCAGCGAGUCUGCUGAGAAGCCAGCAGAGGCAGAGAAGGAAAAGAACGAGACUACAGAGAAGUCUGAGCCACAGCAUGAGGAGGAGGAGGAGAAAGAGAAUGAGUCAGGAGGCGCAAAGACUGCAGAGAAAGAAAAGGAGGAGCCCAUGGAGACCACUGAAGAAGGGAAGGAGGGAGAGGAGGAGCAGGAGGAAGGAAAAAAAAAGCUGGAGUUGGAUAUCGGCGAGGGCAACAUUGCCACUGCUGCCGCUGCUGCUCUGGCUUCUGCUGCCACCAAGGCAAAGCACCUGGCUGCAGUGGAAGAGAGGAAGAUCAAGUCUCUUGUGGCUCUGCUGGUGGAGACACAGAUGAAGAAGCUGGAGAUCAAACUCCGACACUUUGAGGAGCUGGAGACCAUCAUGGACCGUGAAAAGGAAGCACUGGAGCUCCAGAGACAGCAGCUGCUGACAGAGCGACAGGCAUUCCACAUGGAGCAGCUGAAGUAUGCUGAGAUGAAGGCUCGUCAGCAGAUGGAGCAGCAGGCAGCCGCUGCACAGCAGAACGCAGGUGGACACCAUGGACCUGCCCCUCCUCUACACGGCCCACCUCCGGGCAUACACCCUGGACACCCGGGUCAUCCUGGGCACCCUGGCCCUGGAUAUCCACCAAUGCACCACGCCAUGGGUCCCCACCAUGGCCCACAGACAGGACCAAUGGUUGGACCAGGUCAGCCUAUGCCAGGCCGAAUUAUGCCUGGACCUUCCCCAGUUGGCCCCCCACAGGGCGGUCUGCCACCCAUGAUGGGACCUCGACACCCUGGACCACCCAACGGCAUGUUCCCAGGACCUCCCCCUCCUCAACCUACACAGCCUGAUGGGAUGCCUCCUGGCCCAGUGGGACCUCCUGCACUGCUUCCUCGUGCUGCUGAAAACUAAAAUAUAUUUCCCUGUCCCCUCAAACAUUUACACAUUCACACACAGAAACAAGUUUUACUCCUUGACUCCAAAAUUAAGCCAAGUCCUUUUGACUAGCUCUCAGACCUGCGCUGUUGAUUGCCUUGCUGAUGGGUGGGUCAUCUCUAAAGCCCCUCUUUCCCCAGCUGAGCACUCGCCUCCUCCCAGAAACAUUCUUACGCGCUCAGGGCACAAAGUCGAGAGUGCUGUCAUUCAUGCAUCUCUUGGCUAGUAAUAGCACUGGCUUCUGUUUUUUUUUUUUUUCUCUCUCUCAGAUGUUAGGGUUUGUUUUUAAGAGAGUGCUGCUGCUAACAGGCUUCUGUGUAUGGGAAGUGACACCACUGCUGGCGUCCGGCUCCUCCCUGUAAUGUGACUGAUGGAAUCGUAUGUGUAUAUUGUGCUAAUCCAUGUAAGCUAAGCCCUCUGAGACCAGACGGAGUGGACACCUUGCUGGAGUUCAAUUCGCUCUUUGAAAUCACACUGUAGUUAUGAGCCGGUCAGCAGUGUCUUGUCUUUUCUGCAGACCGGGAAAGUGGUGCACUAGAACCAGAUCUUUCCUCUGCCUUCCAUGUUUGUGGUGCGGUAUCCAUUUCAGCAUGGUUUCCCGGUGGCUUAUUUGAGCUUCCUUAUUAACAUUCUCAUCUAGCUAAGAAUCUACCUCACUGGUGCAAUUGUCUGUUGUAUUCAGUCUGUGUUCAUGAGCAUCACAUUGGUUUUACUGCAUCCGGCAGACUUGCUUUAUGAUUCUCUGCUUGGUCAGUCACAUUUUGACCUCAUAAUCCCCUGGCUAGAAUGGAGAUCAAUAAGAGAAUGAUAGAGGGGUGUAACUCAGACCGCCACCCUGCCAUCUCCAUAGCUGAGUGCUUUGCAGUCCUAAAUGUGCCCCAAGUACUGUAUCCACAAAAAAAAGAGCACACACCAAACUGCUGUUUUUAGAGAUGUACCCACAUUUGCAUUAAAGAGAGAGUUCACCUGAAAAUUUUAUUCUGGUGAACUAUCCCUUUAACCAAGUUUGCUUCAGAUACUGUGCAGAUCUGCAGAUACAUAUACACAACAACACACCACAUUAAAACCUCUAUUCGUUCUCUCUGAGAAUAACAGAGGUGAAUAUGGUAUCACACUGAAGUGAUGGAGGAACUCUGCUUAUUUUAGGUGUAGCUCGCCUUUUGUGCUCCUCCCUUAGGUGCUGACAGAGUAGCUGCCCCGCUUCGCUCUACCUCUCUCACUUUACUACCUCCUCCUCCUCUCUCUCUCUCUCUCUCUCUCUCUCUCUCUCUCUCUCUCUCUCUCUCUCUCUCCCGGUUAUGGCUGUUCUCUCUUUCUUUCUCUUUGUGUGCCCAUGUGACUGCUGCAUUACUGCUGUGUGGAGGCUGUUGUCCUCCUCCUCCUCAGGUGAACCAAACCCUCACUUCAACAUGGCCCACCUUGCUACACUACACACACACACACACACACACACACACACACACACACACACACACACACAUACACAUAUAACACACAUUUCCGCUUCCAUUACUUUUCAGGCUAUAUAUAUCAUAGGUGACAGGUGAAACCCUGUCCUCUGGAUCCCACCCCAUAUAUAUCUUUUAUUGCUUUCAUUUUAUGGUAAUAUAUUUUUAAGAAAAUAAAGUUUGUGUAGACUCUGUUAUCUCUGUUCUUGGAAGUUUGUAGCUUUCUCUUUUCAUUUUUAACCCGGCACAUUGAUACUGAGACCUGAACACUGUCAAAUAAAGUGGGUUUUUGUUUUUGUA
This is a messenger RNA of Myxocyprinus asiaticus (Chinese sucker), 5112 nucleotides long. RefSeq names its product SWI/SNF complex subunit SMARCC1-like. The transcript has 28 exons. NCBI's taxonomy places the organism in Eukaryota, Metazoa, Chordata, Actinopteri, Cypriniformes, Catostomidae. Gene Ontology annotation, biological process: positive regulation of DNA-templated transcription. The record is from RefSeq and is a predicted model, not a curated record. Gene Ontology annotation, molecular function: nucleosomal DNA binding; histone binding. Gene Ontology annotation, cellular component: SWI/SNF complex; nBAF complex; npBAF complex. Bases 41 to 3340 code for a protein of 1099 amino acids.